Penaeus vannamei (Pacific white shrimp) is the source of this 2676-nucleotide messenger RNA. The record is from RefSeq and is a predicted model, not a curated record. Lineage: Eukaryota; Metazoa; Arthropoda; Malacostraca; Decapoda; Penaeidae.
GAUAGAGAAGUUCAUGCCCCUGGUCAUGGAAAGGGAGGACGACGGCAACAUGGCCCCCAUUGUUCAGACUCAGGAGGCUACGUUCUGCUUUGUCAAAGUGAGUAACUUGUAUGUCGUCUCCGCAACGAGAAUAAAUGCAAAUGUGACUCUGGUUUUUGCCUUUCUUCACAAGCUGGUGUCAGUUGCUCAGGAUUAUUUUAAGGAGCUGGAAGAAGAAAGUAUCCGGGACAAUUUUGUUAUCAUAUAUGAAUUGCUGGAUGAAUUGCUUGACUUUGGCUACCCUCAAACCACGGACGUCAAGAUUCUGCAAGAGUACAUCACUCAAGAGGGUCACAAGUUAGAGAUUGCUCCUCGACCACCAAUUGCAGUAACCAAUGCUGUCUCGUGGCGGUCUGAAGGAAUUAAGUAUCGCAAAAACGAAGUAUUUCUGGAUGUUAUUGAAGGUGUCAAUCUCUUGGCGAAUUCUAAUGGUAAUGUGCUACGUAGUGAGAUUGUAGGCAGUAUCAAGAUGCGAGUGUAUCUAUCUGGAAUGCCGGAACUGCGUCUUGGGCUCAAUGACAAGGUUCUGUUUGAGUCCACUGGCAGGGGCAAGAGCAAGAGUGUGGAGCUAGAGGAUGUCAAAUUCCACCAGUGUGUCAGGCUGUCCAGGUUUGAGAAUGACCGUACUAUUUCAUUUAUUCCCCCUGAUGGGGAGUUUGAACUCAUGUCAUACCGGCUGAACACACAUGUAAAGCCAUUGAUCUGGAUAGAAUCAGUGAUUGAAAGGCAUGCACACAGCCGAGUGGAGUACAUGGUCAAGGCCAAGUCCCAGUUUAAGAGGAGGUCAACAGCCAACAAUGUGGAGAUCAUAAUUCCAGUCCCCAAUGAUGCAGACUCCCCUAAAUUCAAGACUUCAGUAGGAUCAGUAAAAUACACCCCAGAAAAGAACUGCAUUGUGUGGACCAUCAAGUCUUUCCCGGGUGGGAAGGAGUACCUAAUGAGAGCACACUUUGGACUUCCAAGUGUUGAGUGUGAGGACUCUGAGGGAAAACCCCCCAUCCAAGUGCGCUUCGAGAUCCCUUACUUCACCACCUCAGGGAUCCAGGUGAGGUACCUGAAAAUUAUUGAGAAGUCCGGCUAUCAAGCUUUACCAUGGGUGCGAUACAUCACCCAGAAUGGAGAUUACCAGUUAAGGACACACUAGAGAAAAGCAUUACACUAGCAAGCCUUUGUUUCUUGAGGUAACAGAGUGUAUGAUGCCUUUGUGUAUUGAAGGGUUACUGCUGAACAAAGAAUAAGCUUGUUGGAAAAGUUAUUGGGAGAAAAGUCUGGGGGCCAUAUAGUGACCAUAAAUAAUGUCCUUUUUUUUUUUGUUUGUUUGUUAUUCAAAAGUGUAAUGAUGAUGAGAAAUUCUAUUAUUGAGAUGUCAGCUGCAUUGGGCUUCUUUCUUACAACUGAUAAAAAUGUUUUUGUUAUUAAAAUGUUUUUCUUAUAUUUAGCAAUUCAUAAGGCAAAUAAUCGUUUAAUUUCUACUUGGUAUUUCUUUUUCAUUUGAGUCUCUUGGCAUCUCUGGUAACCGUAAGAAUGAAAAAAAAGGUAAAAAAAUUAAAUCCAAAACUCCAGUGAUUUGUAUUUGGAAUCAGCUGUGCAUUUAGCUGAUAUUCAUAUAUGACUUUGCUCUGUAAUUUUCCCAAUUGAUGCAAAGGAUAUUUUCAGUGGAAGUAUGUGGAGAGUUAUAAGAUUUGUGUUGAUUACAUUCCAUAUCUUUCAGCCUUUACCAGUGUCAGGAGGACAACUAUUUAGAAACAUUUUAUAUUCUGAAGUGUGCAUAAAAAACAGAUUUUGCAGUCGUGUUUAAUUAGCUUUAAGGAAAUUUUCACAAUUGGCUUCAUUCACAAAGGGCUAGACAGAUUGUUUAUUAAGUUAUAAUUAUUGUAGUUUUUUCCUCAUUGUUUACUAACAAGAGAGUGGAUCUUGCUUCAUAUUUAAUUAUUUUGAAAGCUUUAGAAUUUGUAUGAAACUUUAUAUGAUAGAUACUUCAGCCAGUGAUAAUGUUUGAAGUUAGUUUGUGUAUAGUCUGUGUUUAAGAAUGUAUUUCAUAAUUAUAUAUAGGUUGACUGUAAAGACUUUGAAAUCCACUUGAAAAAUAUGAUCAUAUAAUUAAACAUAACAUUUCCUAAUAUAUAAAAAAAAUAGAUAUAUUCAAAGAUCAUAUGUAUAUAGACAUUUAUUAGAGGUAAAGUAAAUUUUCAUCCAAAUUUAUAGAAAACUAUUUUGAAAAAAACGUGUUUGCGUGGAGCUCCUUUUUAGAUCAUUGUAUAUAUUUUAAAAUAAAUGUUUUUUGAAAGAUGAAAAUUUGUUAUGAUCUUGGUUGCGGUAGUUGCUUCUUGGCUAGUUGUGAUAAAAGGUUAGUGCUUAUGUAUUGUUUUAGUUUUGCUGAUAUUCUGACUUUUAGCAACCCGUUAACUAUCCUGUGUAAGUCUUGGAAUUGUCUUAAACUGGCUGGUAUGUUAUUUAUAUAAACUUCCAAUCACUGAUGUAAUUGUUUUAUUACCGUGACUUCCUUGAUUAAUUUGCUAUUUCGUGAUUAUAUUUACUACUCGUAUCCUGCCAAGAGACAGUAGCUAUCUCUGUUUGCAUUCAGUUGGAUUUUUUUUUUUAUCUAUUUUGCUGUUCUUUAAUAAAUUAUCUCUUACA